Molecule: messenger RNA, 1755 nt
Organism: Sphenostylis stenocarpa
Lineage: Eukaryota; Viridiplantae; Streptophyta; Magnoliopsida; Fabales; Fabaceae
Source: the annotation of a GenBank genome assembly
AUGAUAACUUUGUUGGACCUCUACCAUGUUCUCACGGCUGUGGUACCGCUCUACGUCGCCAUGAUCCUCGCCUACGGCUCCGUCAAGUGGUGGAAGAUCUUCACGCCGGACCAAUGCUCCGGCAUCAACCGCUUCGUCGCGCUCUUCGCGGUGCCACUCCUCUCCUUCCACUUCAUCUCCACCAACAACCCCUACGCCAUGAACUACAAGUUCAUAGCGGCGGAUUCGCUUCAGAAAGCCAUAGUCCUCGCUGUGCUCUUCGUCUGGUGCAGGACCAGCUCAAGGGGCUCUCUCGAAUGGUCCAUCACGCUCUUCUCCCUCUCCACGCUCCCCAACACGCUCGUUAUGGGGAUCCCAUUGCUCAAGGGCAUGUACGGGAACGCGUCGGGGACCCUCAUGGUCCAGAUAGUGGUGCUUCAGUGCAUCAUCUGGUACACUCUGAUGCUGUUUUUGUUUGAGUAUAGGGGUGCGAGACUUCUCAUCGUGGAGCAGUUUCCCGACACUGCAGGGUCCAUUAUCUCGUUCAAGGUUGACUCUGAUAUCUUGUCCUUGGAUGGGAAGGAACCGCUUCAGACUGAGGCUGAAGUUGGUGACGAUGGGAAGCUUCAUGUUACUGUCAGAAAGUCCACUAGCUCGCGCUCUGAGAUAUUCUCGCGGCGCUCGCAUGGUCCUAACUCAGUUUCGUUGACUCCGAGGCCUUCCAAUUUGACCAAUGCAGAGAUUUACUCGCUGCAGUCUUCGAGGAAUCCCACGCCUAGAGGGUCGAGUUUCAACCACACGGACUUCUACUCGAUGGUGAAUAAUGGGAGGAACGUGAGUCCGAGGCAGAGUAGUUUUGGGGGGGUGGGUUUUGAUGAGGAGAGUGGUGUGAGGGGUAAUGGGGGCGCAGGAGGGUACCCUGCACCUCACAAUGCGGGGAUUUUUUCUCCGGUGGGGAAGAAGAAGGGUGGUGGUGGAGAAGGUGGAGGGAAGGAUCUUCACAUGUUUGUGUGGAGUUCGAGCGCUUCUCCGGUAUCGGAAGGUGGGAUCCAUGUGUUCAGAGGUGGGGAUUAUGGGAACGACCAGCUUCCUGUUGGUGGGGUGGCUCACCAGAAAGAUUAUGAUGAUUUUGGUCACGAUGAGUUUAGCUUCGGGAACAGAACCGUGGCUAAUGGGGUGGACAAGGAAGGGCCAGUACUUUCCAAGCUUGGUUCAAGUUCCACGGCUGAGCUUCACCCUAAAGCACAAGGAGAAUCCAAACCUACGUCCAUGCCACCCACAAGUGUUAUGACAAGACUUAUUCUGAUUAUGGUUUGGAGAAAGCUGAUUAGGAACCCCAACACAUAUUCCAGCCUCUUUGGUCUCACUUGGUCUUUGAUCUCAUUCAAGUGGAAUGUUGUUAUGCCUGCGAUUGUUGCUCGAUCCAUAUCCAUUUUAUCUGAUGCUGGGCUUGGGAUGGCAAUGUUUAGCCUUGGGUUAUUCAUGGCAUUGCAACCAAAGAUUAUUGCAUGUGGAAACUCGGUUGCUUCCUUUGCCAUGGCAGUUCGUUUCCUCACUGGACCUGCUGUCAUGGCUGUGGCUUCAAUAGUUGUAGGGCUCAGAGGAGUUCUGUUGCACAUUGCUAUUGUACAGGCUGCUCUGCCGCAAGGGAUUGUCCCUUUUGUGUUUGCCAAGGAAUACAACGUUCAUCCUGACAUCCUUAGCACCGGGGUUAUAUUUGGGAUGCUAAUUGCUCUUCCUAUUACACUAGUUUACUACAUUUUGCUUGGGCUUUGA